Messenger RNA from Aedes aegypti (yellow fever mosquito), 1030 nucleotides. RefSeq names its product ribosomal RNA processing protein 36 homolog. Bases 210 to 1004 code for a protein of 264 amino acids. The transcript is spliced from 3 exons. Gene Ontology annotation, biological process: maturation of SSU-rRNA from tricistronic rRNA transcript (SSU-rRNA, 5.8S rRNA, LSU-rRNA). Lineage: Eukaryota; Metazoa; Arthropoda; Insecta; Diptera; Culicidae. Gene Ontology annotation, cellular component: nucleolus; 90S preribosome. The record is from RefSeq and is a predicted model, not a curated record.
UCAUUGAAUUUAGUCGGCUGUUGAACUGUCAAAUGUUUAAUGGGGUGGUUUUUGUUUAUAUUUAUUUAUAAAACUUGGCGCAUGCUGUUUUCUACGUUAGCAUUUUAGUGUAUUUCGUCACGUUAUAUAAAGCAAAGGAAAGGAAAAUUAACAGGGCACAUUAAACUACAAGAUCAACGAAAUCCUCCUGUUGAACUAAAUAGAGCAGCAUGUCGUCAUCGGAUGAAAUGCUAUCUAGCGACAAUAAUGAUUCGGAUUUGGAGGAUACCGUUGAAGAUUCCGGCAGCACAUCGAGGGUCCAGCUAACAGAUGAUGACUACCGGCAGAUGCCUUUUGAAGAAUUGCUUCAAUUGAAACGCCGCCUUGGUUCAAAAGUUUACAAUGAAGCUGUUUUUGGAAAUACACAUAAAGAUGAUAAAAAUACUGUUUCUCAAUCGGUCAAGGGAACGAAAAGGGAAACCCGUGUUUCAAAUGAAGAAAGCGACUCUGAUGGACCACCGGAAGAGUUAACAGCUAAACGGAAGGUUCCCGCAUUUGGAAUAACGAAAAAUCGUCGUGAGGCCUCCCAAUCCCGUUCCAAAGAUCCUCGAUUUGAUUCUAAACAUGGCUACUUCAGCGGCAGACAAUUCCGCGAACAAUACGGGUUUAUAAACGAUUUGAGAACCACCGAGUUGCAGAAGCUUAAGAAACAGCUAAAAGAAACGGAAGAUCCGGAAGAAAUUGAUCAGAUAAAAUUUGCCAUCCGUAGGACAGAAAAUCAGAUUCACGAAUUCAACAAACAGAAAACGCAGGACAAGAAACGGCAGGACGAAAAACUUCAAACUCGGCAAGCAAUCGACGAAGGAAAACGGCCAUUCUAUGAGAAGAACAGCACGAAAAAGGCCCGUGAAUUGGUGGAGAAGUAUGAUAAACUUAAGGAAGAAGGUAAAAUCGGUAAACACAUUGAUAAGCGCAAAAGAAAAAUUACCGCGAAAGAUAGGAAGAAACUUGAUUUUUCAACUUAAAUUAAUAAGAAACUACUAAAAAAUGA